Lates calcarifer (barramundi perch) is the source of this 2202-nucleotide messenger RNA. RefSeq names its product galactosylceramide sulfotransferase-like. Bases 156 to 1436 code for a protein of 426 amino acids. NCBI's taxonomy places the organism in Eukaryota, Metazoa, Chordata, Actinopteri, Centropomidae. Gene Ontology annotation, biological process: myelination; galactosylceramide biosynthetic process. The transcript has 3 exons. Gene Ontology annotation, cellular component: membrane. Gene Ontology annotation, molecular function: galactosylceramide sulfotransferase activity. The record is from RefSeq and is a predicted model, not a curated record.
AUCCUGUCUGAUUUAGUUACGGGGAGAAGUUUGGACUCAGGGUAUCAACCAGGCAACAAUGAGGCAAACAGGGCCAUAAAAAGAUAAGAUAUGGAAUCACAGCCAUGGCAGGAAGAAAUUCAAUACGACUGGCCAGCGACUGACAAGCCACCUCAAUGUUCUUCGUUACCAUGCUCCAAGAAUGGCGGUGGCAGCUCAUGUUCAAAUGUGCCACUGCAGUUUGCUUCCUCGUCAGUAUGAUCCUGCUCUACUGUCUUUCUACGGUACAGAUCAACUUCAGUCCUCCAGAGUUUCCAGUGCCUCUUUCAUGUGCUCCCCAAUCAAGCCAACACAGCACCCAGUCAACUACAAAUGUAUUACAACAAGACAGUAACAUCUGUGUUCCUAAAGUAGACAUCAUGUUUAUGAAGACCCAUAAAACAGGAAGCAGCACCUUCCUCAAUAUUCUGUUCCGUUUUGGAGAGAAGCACAAACUCAAAUUUGCCUUCCCCAACAGUCAAAACGACUUCUCCUACCCCUCACCUUUUCAACGCACGCACGUUCAUGGCUAUAAAACUGGAAUGUGUUUUAACAUCAUGUGCAACCACAUGCGUUUCAAUGCAGCUGAGGUGGCCAAGGUGCUGCCCAGAGACACUUUCUACAUCACGAUCCUGCGAGAUCCUGCAGAGCUCUUUGAAUCGUCUUUCCAUUACUUUAGCCGCAUUAUUCCUCUGACCUGGAGGAUACCAGGUGAACAUAAGGUGGCUGAGUUCCUGCGUAAUCCCAACCUCUACUUCAGCUCGGAUGGAUUUAACUCCUUCUACCUGAAGAACCUGCUCUUCUUUGACUUUGGGCAGGACAACACCCUGGAUCCAGAUGACCCACGUGUAGAAAAGAGCAUCAGGCUCAUUGCUGAGCGUUUUCACUUGGUCAUGAUAAUGGAGCACUUUGAGGAAUCACUCAUCCUGCUCAAGGAUACCCUGUGCUGGGAGAUGGAUGACCUCCUCUUCUUCAAGCUCAACUCCCGUAAACAAUCCACUGUGUCUAAACUGAGCCCAGAACUGAGGGCGAAGGCCUUGCAGUGGAACAGCAUUGACUGGAGGCUUUACAAACAUUUUAAUCUGACCUUCUGGGAGAGAGUGGAAGCUUACGGAAGAGACCGUAUGACAAAGGAUGUUGCAGAGCUCAGGAGGAGGAAUGCAGAGAUGGUGAAGAUCUGCAUUGAGGGAGGUCACUCUGUCGAGGCUGGAAACAUUCAUGAGGAGGCUAUGCAGCCAUGGCAGCCCAUCGGAGAAAAGUCCAUCAUGGGAUAUAACUUGAAUAAAAAUGUAGACAAAGCCUAUCAGGAGUUGUGCCGAAAGAUGUUAACCCCAGAAAUUCAAUAUCUAACAGACUUGGGGGUUAACCUGUGGCUUACUAAGCUGUGGGGACAUGUAAGGAAUAUCAUUGACUGGUGAUGAAACACGAGACAAAAGAUGAAUGAGCUUUUUAAGGGCGGCUGUGGCUCAGGAGACAGAGCAGUCGCCCACCAAUCGGAAGGUCGGUGGGUCGAUCCCCAGCUCCUCCAGUCCACAUGCCAAAGUAUCCUUGGGAAAGAUACUGAACCCUAAUUUGCCCCUGAUGUGUCAUCGGUGUGUGAAUGUGUAUGAAUAUGUUAGGAAGCACUUUGUGUGUAAAGAACAAGUGCUGUAUGAAUGUGUGUGUGUGAAUGGGUGAAUGUGACCUGUAGUGUGAAGCGCUUUGAGUGGUCGAUAUGACUAGAAAAGUGCUAUAUAAGUGCAUUCCAUUUACCAUUUACCAUUUUGGAGAAAUGACUGAAAAGUGAACGUGUUAGUGAGUGAUGUUUUCUGAAUUCCACUGUAUUUAUUUGAUUUUGCCCUGAAGGCCUCUUUUUUAUUGUCUGGCAUAAAAUAAAUAAUAAUAUAUUACGUGCCAUUUAUUGUAUUCCAUCCAUUCCAUAUUCUGUUAAAGCUGCAAGGAAAAAUGAUAGCAUGUUCAGUUUUGAAAUUUGUGCCAUCUGCUUGCAAUGUGUGUAUAUGUUUAUGUAUAUGUAUAUGGACAUGUAUAACUACUUAUUUCCUUUUUGUAUUUGCUGUGUGUGUUUGUGGUUGUGUGUGACAUUACAAUGUAAUAUAUGCAGCACGAACUGUUUGUAUUUAAUUUUAAUCUGUAAAAUGCUAAUCCUAUCCACAUCUGUAAUUAAAUGCUGGUAUUAUUCAUGCA